Molecule: messenger RNA, 1734 nt
Organism: Rhinichthys klamathensis goyatoka
Lineage: Eukaryota; Metazoa; Chordata; Actinopteri; Cypriniformes; Leuciscidae
Gene: angptl3
Product: angiopoietin-like 3
Exons: 7
Coding region: 89-1489 (466 amino acids)
Biological process (GO): phospholipid homeostasis; phospholipid catabolic process; cholesterol homeostasis
Source: RefSeq, a predicted model, not a curated record
AGAAGAGUAGCGAGAAAGGGAGGUUAAAAGAGACUAGCACACAGACAGACAUUGACAACGGACUGACACACUGAACAAACCGCCUAAAAUGAUGUCGAUUUUCCUGCUUUUUUGGCUAAGCUUGUCCACAACAAGCGCAGCCUCUAACCUGAGAAAAGAUCCAACCGAGGCGCCUAUCCUAAUAACCGCGCCGCCAACUGAGGUUAGAUCCCGCUUUGCCAUGUUAGAUGACGUACGACUCCUGGCUAACGGUUUGCUCCAGCUCGGCCAGAGUCUCCGAGAGUUUGUGCACAAAACCAAGUCCCAGAUCAACGACAUCUUCCAGAAGCUCAACAUCUUUGAUCGCUCCUUCUACCAGCUCUCAGUGGUCACCAGUGAGAUCAAAGAGGAAGAAGAGAAGUUAAAGGAGACGACCAUAUUUCUGAAGGCCAAUAAUGAGGAGAUCAGAAACUUGUCACUGGAGAUCAACUCAAAAAUUAACAAUAUUCUCCAAGAGCGAAACCAGUUGCAUAGCAAGGUUGGAGGACUGGAGGAGAAGCUGAAGGGCUUGUCUCAGAGCAUGAUGCCUCUGGAGCAACUUCAAGAGAUCACUGCUUUGAAGGAUGUGAUUGAAACACAAGAAAGGACCAUUACAGACCUGCUUAAAUCUGUUAAAGAGCAACACGAACAGCUAAAUUACCAGAAGACCAAAAUUAAGAGUCUUGAGGAUAAGGUGAACUAUGACACUUUUCAAGACACAGCUGAAAAACCUUUGGAUUUAAACCCAGAAACGCUAGACCCUUUUCGGUACCUAACAAUCAACUCCACCAAUGGAACUACAGAAAUAAAUGACUUUCCAAUAGACUGUAGUGAUGUGUUCAAAAGAGGCCAGAGGACCAGAGGAAUUUACCCAAUCAAACCCAAUCAAUCUGAACCUUUCUAUGUUUACUGCGAGAUAAGUUCUGAUGGAGCAGCAACCGUCAUUCAGAGGAGGGAGGAUGGUUCUGUUGAUUUUGACCAGUCAUGGGAAAAAUAUGAACAUGGCUUUGGCAAAUUGGAAAAAGAGUUUUGGCUUGGCUUGGAGAAGAUCCAUUCCAUUGCUCAACAAGGAGAAUACAUUUUACACAUUGAACUGGAAGACUGGAAGGAGGAAAAGAGAUUCAUAGAGUACAUGUUCACCCUGGAAGGCCCUGCGUCUGAUUACGCCCUUCACGUGGCACCUUUGUCCGGAGAUCUGCCUGAUGCCAUGAGCAACCACACGGGCAUGAAGUUCUCAACCAAAGACAGAGACAACGAUAAUCAUGACGAGUCCAACUGUGCCCGCAAUUACACAGGUGGUUGGUGGUUUGAUGCAUGUGGGGACACCAACUUAAACGGGAGAUACGCCUGGGUGAGGCUGAGGACUCGCCACCAGCGCAGGAAAGGAAUCUACUGGAGGCCAGCCAAAGGAAGCUCCUUCACUCUCAAAUCCACAAAGAUCACCAUCAGACCAUCAACCCAGUUUAAAUAAUCCCUGACCCUAAUCUCACUCUCUAUUGGGUAAUUCAGAAUCAAUUAGAGGUGUCCCACUGGCAGUAGACACUGGCCAACAAAGCUUUUCCCUUUCUCUACAGACAGCCGAAACUGAAUGAUGCAACUGCAACAGGUCAUUGACUCUGGUAGAGGGUAAAAACCAAGUCAAAGGGUUAUUGCAACAUGUUAGUUCAAAAUCUUCAUAGGUCACCAGAUAACACACUUGUAGCUUACUGACCAAGA